Molecule: messenger RNA, 1739 nt
Organism: Gossypium raimondii (Peruvian cotton)
Lineage: Eukaryota; Viridiplantae; Streptophyta; Magnoliopsida; Malvales; Malvaceae
Product: probable mitochondrial adenine nucleotide transporter BTL3
Exons: 4
Coding region: 245-1507 (420 amino acids)
Biological process (GO): transmembrane transport
Source: RefSeq, a predicted model, not a curated record
GAAAGAAGAUGAAAUAAUAAUAAAAAUAUCAGGGCAACAAAACCGACUCGGGUCACUCACACAAGACGAGAGUCAAGAGGCAGAGCUUGUACUAUAGCUGGUUCGGCGAUGGAUGCAAAGCCACAGCCGAGUUCUUCCCACCAUUUCCUUCACUGCCUCCUUUGACCCCUCUCCCCUUCCUUCCUUAACAUAACAAACUUACCCAAACAACCAAACCCCGCCAUUUCCACCACCGUUUUUAACAAUGCCCAAAUUCCAUCUCCAAUUCAAAAACUCCCUCCCCGACUACCAACCUUACCUCCCUUUUCCCUCUAACUCUAAUUUGCUCGUCCCCGGUGGUUUAUUCAUCGAUCCUUGUUUCCCCUCUUCCCUUCUUGACUUGGUUUCCCCUUUUAAAGGUUCUCCCCCUUCCAAAAACACGGCUUGCGUUUCUCGGAGGCAAAAGCGUGAGUCGGUCGCCGUUCAGGACUUGUUUUUUCUGUCCGUUAGCUUGAGCAGCGAUGGGCUUGUUUCAGAACACAAGGAAUGUCAGCUACAAAAUGAAUUAAACAAGAAAAACAAGGGGGCUGUAGCUCAAGUCAAACAGAAAGUUAGGGUAACGCGACGUGGCGCAGUCAAUACUACAAAGCAUUUGUGGGCUGGGGCUAUCGCCGCCAUGGUUUCCAGAACAUUUGUUGCUCCGUUAGAGAGAUUAAAGCUGGAAUAUAUAGUUCGUGGUGAACAAAGGAAUAUAUUUGAGCUUGUUAAGAAGAUUGCUUUGACGCAAGGAUUACUUGGAUUUUGGAAAGGGAACUUAAUUAAUGUUCUUCGCACGGCUCCAUUCAAAGCUGUGAAUUUUUAUGCUUACGAUACGUAUAGGAAACAGUUGCUUAGACUGUCUGGAAAUGAGGAGACCACAAAUUCUGAGAGGUUCAUUGCUGGUGCUGCUGCCGGCAUUACCGCUACCGUUCUCUGCUUACCUCUUGAUACUAUCCGAACUAAGCUGGUGGCUCCUGGUGGAGAAGCCUUAGGUGGUGUAAUUGGUGCUUUUCGCCACAUGAUCCAAACUGAAGGAUUCUUUUCUCUCUACAGAGGUCUAGUGCCCUCUAUUGUAAGCAUGGCACCUUCAGCUGCAGUAUUCUACAGUGUGUAUGAUAUGCUGAAAUCAGCUUAUCUGCACUCCCCGGAAGGUCGGAAAAGAAUUCAGAACAUGAGACAGAUGGGGCAGGAUCUGAAUGCUUUGGAUCAGCUAGAGUUAGGACCAGUGAGGACAUUACUAUAUGGGGCUAUUGCUGGUGCUUGUGCCGAAGUUGCUACUUACCCAUUUGAGGUUGUGAGAAGACAGUUGCAAUUGCAAGUCCAGGCAAGCAAAAUGGGCGCACUGGCAACUGGUCUGAAGAUUGUUGAGCAAGGAGGAAUUCCUGCUCUCUAUGCUGGGCUAAUUCCCAGCUUGCUACAAGUCCUUCCUUCUGCUUCAAUCAGUUAUUUUGUUUACGAGUUUAUGAAGAUUGUUCUCAAAGUGAAUUAAAGAGAGACAAUGGAUCCACUCAGGAAAAGGAUUGGUAGGAUGUUGUAGAUUGACUAUAAAAUGAUCAGAGCACAAAGGUUCAUAGUGGUAAGUAUUAGUCAUUUAAAUUUAACAGUUGUCAAUUUAUCAUUGAUGUUCUUCACAUAUUUUUGUACUUGACAAGAGAGAAAACCUUUAUUGACAUCUUAAAUCCUUUUCUUGAUUGAUAGACCGACCAUCCAAUUUGAUUGAA